GGAAAUUGAAGGAGACACAGGACAGCAGAGACGAUGAGGUUGCAACAAAUAGUUGCAAAACAGAAACUGAAACUUCUGAAACUCAAAGAACAGAGACGCAGACCAUGCCAAGAUCAACACUUAGCAGUGAAAGUGGCCAAUUCGAAGCUAAAGAUCCAUCAGUUGAAGAGAUAGGCGAACGGUCUAGUAGCACACUUCCAUCACGAAGAACAGGCUGCCAAAGAACUUCUACUCGACCUCCAGACUCCGGUUCCGCACAGCAUGACAACGCAGACGCUUUAGCAGAAGCAUUAUACGCGCGUCUACCGCGUGGUAGCCGUUCCCUUUUCCGGAUGUUAGGCUUGGAGACGACAGGUGGAAACGAUGCCCGCGUCACUCAAGGCCAGACUGAUGUCGCCGUAUUUCUACUAGGCACGGCAGAAAGAGAGGAACUACACGUACACGAACAAGCACGUCAGCGCACUCAUCCUCAACUCUUUGGUUGCACUCCUGGUAGAAGUACUGGUACAACUAAAACAGUAAGUGCUGACAACAGCGACAACCCAUCGUUCUUACUAGAGCCGCGAAGCAAGGUGGAUACUCUGUUGCUAAACUCAACGUCAACCUCAGCGUCUACGUGUGACGCUCCUUCUUCAGAAUCUUCAAAGAAGAAAUUCGUAUUGAAAGACCGAUCUCUGGUGGUGGAACCGGAAGCUAAAGCUGUACCAACUCCAACUGCCUGUACUUCUUCUUUCGCCUUACCUUCCAGUUUUGAGACAAGGCUGUUGCUGCCGCAAUUGGUAGGCAAGGCUGGCGUACGCAUUUUCGACGGUUCUCGCAGUAUUGAGGACUCCAAUCAUGCUUCCUUAUGGCUGGAUCUACUGAAAACCGAAAAUUACAUUUUGUUUAAGUGGAAUAAAAAAACCAUCUAAGUACAUCCACCACUCUCUUUCCUUGGCCGAUUUCGAUUUUCAAUUUCUCAUAUUCCCUAAAAGAAGGAUGUGAAAUGAGUAGUACAAGAACAUCUCAGAAGAUUUCUAGGCAACUUCAGCUAAUUUCUAGAGCUCUUCUAACAAAAGCAAGCCGUGGCGCCACGAAGGAGACCGCAAAAGGACCUCCCGCCCUCCUCGAGUAUCAAAUUGUCUAUCCGGGUGCUAAAAAAGUGCUGCGCGAGGGCCGCAUGAUUCCGAGGACAAGCGAUCAAGAUAGGAGAGAUGAAGAAGUUCAUGGUCUUGACAUGAAACGAGUAGAUCUACAAGAAGAACAAGAGUUUCCAGACCAACCAAAGCAGCAUGAAUUUGAAGUGGUACAGACAGCACUCAAUGGCUUGCUGAAGAAUGCUACAACUGCUAGUCUUGGGGAGCGCGAACAUAAUAUUGAAGUUGAUGAAGCAAAUGACUCGCGAAAAGCACUAGAGUGGGAUAUCGAUUCUGCACAUCUUCCCAUGUUUUAUUGGCAUGCUGGUGCUAUGGCUAUGCCACAGUGACUACUACUUCCGGAGCAAUAGUCAAUAGCAGUAGUACGUAGUGCUUAGUAUUGUAAUGUCUGCAAAAUAGACGCUGCACCUGAGAUCAUGGUUACGCUGCACCGCUUACAAAAUUUCCAUUGUGCAUUACCACAUGAUCGUCCUAGUCGACACUGACGUUGACUUUAUGUUUUCAUGCAAAUAUCUGUAACGAUUUUGUAACGUCGAUUGAAAACGUCCACAGUUCGUUGAAAACAUUGAUAUUUGAUUCACUUCAAGAUCAGCAAGCACGCACCUCUUGUGAUAAGAAAUUCAAUAACGUCAAAUAAUGAUAAUGUCAGAGUCAGUAGUACUAGUUUUCGUUUACUAGUUUACAAAUUCAACUGCGUCUGCAGUUUUUAGGUCCUCCAAUAAACUUCAAAUUGCAAAAAGAAAGUAGAAAAAGAAGUAGAAGAGGCGCCAAUACAGCAGAAAAUCGAAAUAGAAGAGGAGAAGAAAAUGCACAAACAAUAAUUAGCUAAGAGCUGACACCCGUAAAUAAUACUGGGUAUAUCUUCAUCAUCAGCACCAUCACCGUUGCACAAUGAAUAUGAAUAUGAAUCAUGCGCCUUUUUCUGAUAAAGACAAGAAAAGUAGUACAUACCUCGCGCUAAGCGCAUCGUCAUCGUUGAUGCCAUUCUUUGUUUUAUUAGGACACCUUAACCUCUUUCAAAAGAAGAAAAAGGAGUCCUUAACGCUAGCCUUAUGAUAAGUGGGAAAAAACCUUCAUGAUCAUGUGACGAUGUGUGAAGACGUGAAGAACGUGUGAAGACUCAUGCCAAAGCGCUAUCGGUGCUCUGCCGCGUCUCUACGAGGGUCGCAACGGAAUCAGGCAGCGUAAGUUGUCACGUGGUUCGCAAAUGAGUGAAUGCAUAAACGAAUGUGAACAUAUAUUUGCGUUCGGCAUGGUCAUAGUGUAUGCGGAAGACGAGAAGUCAUCUCUUCAACAAGAACUCGAUGCCUCGUCGGAUCAUUGCGAAAUUAUG
Amoebophrya sp. A25 is the source of this 2469-nucleotide messenger RNA. Lineage: Eukaryota; Dinophyceae; Syndiniales; Amoebophryaceae. The record is from the annotation of a GenBank genome assembly.